AUGAGCGGUGCUACAAGUGUGAGUAGUAUUGAGGGCUCCAAGAAAGUCUGUCAUCAGAGAACGUCAGUCCAAAGUGCUAAAGACUUUGUUGUCCAGCGCUAUUGUGUGUUUCUAAUAGCAGAAGCCCUUCUGGAGUCCACAAGAAAAGAUCUAAGGGAUUCCUCUGGGUCUGGGCCACAAGGAGAGCACACUGUUCGACUCCAUGGUCCUUUACUCACUAACCAUGGGCUUCCCAAGAGGGCCCAGGUGCCAUCAGCGCCACCACUGCCUGCUCUGCAGAUCACUUACCUUUUCUAUGUUGCCGAUAUCAUUGGCUAUUCCAUUCCCACCCCCAAUGGCCAUGGUGACGCUUCUCAGGUUCAGAACAACUACUGCCAAGAAUGUGAAGCUGCAAUCAACAACCAGAUUCACUUACAACUGUAUGCAGCCUACAUGUACCUCUCUAUGGCAUUUUACUGUGAUCGAGAGGAGGUGGCUUUGGGCCACUUUUCAUGGUUCUUCUUGUGGCAGUCGCACAAGUGGACCCAGCAUGCCGAGAAACUCUUGUGGAUACAGAACCAGCGUGGCAGCCACAUCUCGCUGAACCAAAUUGACAUGUCUGGAUAUCACAACUGGCAUGGUAGCUUCCAGGUGAUGGAAUAUGCCUUUAAUCUAGAAAUGACCAUCACACAGAGCCUCAUGGAGCUAUAUCAUCUGGCUGCCAUUAAAGGAGAUACAGAACUUAGUGAAUUCUUGAAGCAUCAUUGCCUUCAACAGCAGCUGGACACCCUCGAGGAAUUAAGACAGUAUCUGACUAAUCUGCACAACAUGUGGGCUCUUGGAGACACCCUAGUUCAAUACCUCUUCAGCCAGCUGUCCCUCAGGAAGAAAGAGAAGUAA
This is a messenger RNA of Dipodomys ordii (Ord's kangaroo rat), 879 nucleotides long. RefSeq names its product ferritin heavy polypeptide-like 17. NCBI's taxonomy places the organism in Eukaryota, Metazoa, Chordata, Mammalia, Rodentia, Heteromyidae. Gene Ontology annotation, molecular function: ferric iron binding; ferrous iron binding. Gene Ontology annotation, cellular component: cytoplasm. The record is from RefSeq and is a predicted model, not a curated record. Gene Ontology annotation, biological process: iron ion transport; intracellular iron ion homeostasis.